Arachis stenosperma is the source of this 3376-nucleotide messenger RNA. RefSeq names its product MDIS1-interacting receptor like kinase 2-like. The record is from RefSeq and is a predicted model, not a curated record. The coding region runs from base 1 to 3102 and encodes 1033 amino acids. The transcript is spliced from 2 exons. Gene Ontology annotation, cellular component: plasma membrane. NCBI's taxonomy places the organism in Eukaryota, Viridiplantae, Streptophyta, Magnoliopsida, Fabales, Fabaceae. Gene Ontology annotation, biological process: hormone-mediated signaling pathway; protein phosphorylation. Gene Ontology annotation, molecular function: ATP binding; protein binding; protein kinase activity.
AUGCUCAUGUACCUGUGUGUCCAUGUUGUUGCUGCUGCUUCAAGUGAGAAGAGUGAAGCAAGUGCACUCUUAAAGUGGAAGGCCAGCCUUGAGAACACCAGUGUGCUGUCGUCGUGGGCAGGUACGAAUCCAUGCAAAUGGCACGGCAUUGCAUGCGACAGAGCCAAUUCCGUUACGGCAAUAAAUCUGGAAAAUCAUAAUCUGAAAGGUACACUCCACACUCUCAGCUUCUCAUCACUCCCCAACCUCCUCACCUUUAAUAUCUACAACAACUUCUUCUAUGGAACCAUACCACCACACAUUGGUAACAUAUCCAAACUCAAUACUUUGAACUUGUCUUUGAACGCUUUUGAGGGUACCAUCCCUAAGGAGAUGUGGACAUUGACGAGUUUACGCGGGCUUGAUCUUUCCCUGUGUAUUUAUCUUAGUGGAGCCAUACCCAGUUCCAUAGCAAAUUUGACAAACCUAUCAUACCUAGAUAUAGCCAAGAACAAUCUUUCUGGCCACAUUCCUCCUGAGAUUGGAAAUUUGAACAGCCUCAAGUAUCUUGAUCUGGCAGGUAAUAAGCUUAGUGGUUCCAUUCCCCACGAAAUUGGAAUGUUGACAAAGCUUGAGGUACUUGUUUUAUCCACAAACAUUCUCUUUGGAACUAUCCCUUCUACCAUUGGUAACCUUAGCAAUCUGAUUCACUUUUUUGUUUCAAAUAACUCCCUCUCUGGCCCAAUCCCAUCCCUCAUAUGGAACAUGUCUAACUUGUCCUGGCUAUACCUUGAUGGCAAUCGACUAUCUGGAUCAAUCCCUCCUUCCAUAGAAAACUUGGCCAAUUUGGAACGCUUUGUACUUCAUGGAAACAAUCUUUCUGGGUCCAUUCCUUCCACUGUUGGAAACAUGACUAAGCUCAUCUACUUGUUCAUGCGCGUCAAUCAUUUUUCUGGAUCAAUUCCUGUCUCCAUAGGUAAUUUGAUCAACUUGAAAAAACUUAGUCUCCAAGAAAACAAUUUCUUCGGAUUUAUUCCCGAAACAAUUGGAAACUUAAAGAGGCUCUCGCUGCUUGAAUUGUCUUUCAACAAUCUUAAAGGUAGCAUUCCACCAGCCAUAACAAACAUGACCAACCUCAUGAUCUUUUUAGUAUCUGAAAAUAAUUUAACUGGAAAUUUGCCACCCCAAAUCUGCUCAGGGGGAUCACUAGAGUCAUUUUGUGCUGAUAAUAAUCACUUUACCGGUCCAGUACCAAGAAGCUUGAAGAAUUGCUCUAGUAUUCAAAGAAUCAGGCUACAAGGUAACCAAUUGGAAGGAGAUAUAGCACAAGAUUUUGGCAUAUAUCCAAAGUUGGGAUUUAUUGAUCUAAGUGAUAAUAAAUUUCAUGGCCAAAUUUCUCCUAACUGGGGGAGGUGCCCAAAUCUUGAUACCUUGAUCAUAUCCAACAAUAAUAUUUCCGGUAGUAUACCCCCACAAAUCGCAGAGGCUACUAAACUGGGUAAGCUUCAACUUUCUUCAAACCAAUUGACUGGAAGGAUACCAAAAGAACUAGGGAAUUUGAAGAGCCUGCUUCAUCUCGACAUAGGCAACAAUCAACUUGUAGGAAACAUUCCAAAACAAGUUGUAGGGUUGCCUAAUUUGUUGGAAUUGAACUUGAGCAACAACAGACUAGAUGGAAGCAUCCCCUCUGAGUUUGAUCCAAUUCAACCUCUUUAUUCUCUUGAUCUUAGCGGGAAUUUGUUGAAUGGAACAAUACCAUCGGUGCUUGGACAGCUGAAGCAGUUGCAAUUGUUGAACCUCUCACACAAUAAUGUCUCUGGCACAAUUCCAAACACUUUUAGUAGCAGUAUGUCAAGCUUGAUUUCUGUCAACUUAUCAUACAACCAAUUAAAAGGACCGGUUCCAAACGCUAGAGCUUUCCAAACAAUUGAGUCACUGAAAAAUAACAACGGCUUGUGUGGUAAUGUCACUGGCUUGAUGCCAUGCCCAAGCAGCAGUUCUAGGCACAAAAGUCACAAGGUCAUGUUAUUGGUAUUACUUGUUAUAUUUGCAGUACUAGUGCUUUCUGUGGUGGCUGUUUCAUUGUACUUUCUUUGUAAAAGUGCUAGAAACAAAGACAACUCAGCUAAAGAAGUGCAACAAGUAGAAGAACACUUUUCCAUAUGGAGCCAUGACGGAAAAAUGGCAUUUGAAACUAUCAUUGAUGCCACCAAUAAUUUUGAUGACAAAUAUCUCAUUGGAAUUGGAGGGCAAGGAUCCGUUUACAGGGCUGAGUUGCCUUCAGGUAUGGUUGUUGCUGUGAAGAAGCUUCAUAAGGAAUCAGAUGCAGGGAACAAGUCCAAUUUGAAAGCAUUUGAGAAUGAAAUCCAAGCACUGACAGAAAUGAAGCACCGAAACAUCAUAAAGCUAUACGGAUAUUGCCAGCAUUCACGCUUCUCAUUUUUGGUUUUUGAGUUCUUGGAAGGUGGCAGUUUGGAUCAAGCACUUGGCAGUGAAAAACAAGCAACUGCAUUUGAUUGGGAGAGGAGGGUGAAUGUGGUUAAAGGAGUUGCAAAUGCUUUGUCAUAUAUGCAUCAUGAUUGCAAACCCCCCAUAGUUCACCGUGACAUAUCAAGCAAGAACAUUCUGUUGGACUCAGAUUAUUAUGAAGCCCAUGUCUCUGACUUUGGAACUGCUAAGUUUUUGAACCCAGAUUCAAAUUGGACAACACUUGCAGUCACCUAUGGCUAUGGAGCUCCAGAGCUAGCUCAGACUAUGGAAGUGACAGAGAAAUGUGAUGUAUACAGCUUUGGAGUGCUUUGUUUGGAAAUUCUUAUGGGAAAGCAUCCAGCGGACCUAAUAAGUUCAUUGUUGUCACCAUCAACAGCGAGAAUAACAUACAAUUUGUUAUUGGUUGAUGUCAUAGAUCAGAGACCUCCCCUUCCUGAAAUAUCAAUUGUUGGGGAAAUAAUGUGGAUCACAAAGUGGGCACUUGAAUGCUUGAGCCAAAGUCCACAAUCUCGACCAAGCAUGCAUCAAGUUUCUAAAGAGCUUAUGAUGGGAAAAUCACGUUUCCCGGAUGACCAAUUUGCUAUGAUCAGAAUUGGACAACUCAAUGAAGAAUGGGAAACUCCACUUAUGUGAUUCAUCAUUUAUGAUCAAAUCUAAUGGUUCAUAUAUACAUCUUAUGUGUAAUCCACCCAUAUCUGAAGUUUAUUUGCUUUGUCCGUCAGUGUGUGUAAUGUGUAUAUAUGUGAGUUGAAGUCACUUUCUUUUGUUAUGUUUUGAUCUGGACCAUCUACCCCAGUAUGGAGAUGGCUCAUAGAUCAGUGGUUUGUACCUCCCAAAGGAGAUAAGCUUGUUGAGUCAGAACGCAUGAAUAAAAAUAGAGCAAUGUCAAUGUUAAGUUUAUUGUUAA